GAUAAAUAAAGGACUAUUGCAGUGAGGAAGGAACAUAACGUGGCAUUACGUAGAUAAUAGUAAAUGGUGCUGAGCUGUACUUAUUCUAUUUUUGAUAGUAGGUGAACUUAAAAAAAUGAUUCUUCAUUGGAAACUUAUGAUUGUCACAAAUGUUUUAGUUUUGUUCGGUGCACUCUUGGCAGACUCCCAAGAAUUCUCACCUGAUGUCCGUUCGUUAUGCCCUGGAGUCUGUGCGGUCCGGCGACCUCCUUGUAAUGCAGCAGGCUUGUGGUGGACAGUUUUAGCUAGCAAUUCCUCCAUUGGGCAAUGCGGGACAUUGAACAACCAGUAUCCUUGCAAAUGUUUGGGAUACAAGAUAACCACCAGGUCCUGUCCACCUUACAUUACAGAAUACAACAUGACAUCAUUUGGUUACAACACUCAGAGGUGUUGUUAUGACCAGCAGUUCCAAGAAUUAUAUCUUAUAGAUAAAUAUGAUGAUUGGUUGGUCGUCGCAGUGACUGAUAAGUAUACUGGAGAAACUUUGAUUGGGUCUGUCCUGGAUACAGAUGGUUUUAAAUCCUUUUUAAUUAUUUACGCAUGUAACGCAAGAACAGCUAAUGGAGAUCCAAUCGUAAACGUUAUUUCCAGAGACAUCAGAGGACUGACCCCGAAAACUAAAAGGAGAGUUGAAGCUGCCCUCAGAGCAAACAAUAUAUGCCCGGAAAAACUGAUAGAAGUUAACAGAAGGAAUUGUCCACGUUAUAGAACUCGCUUGAUACAGACUUUAAGCAGACAUCACCGUCACACUGCGCAUAUCUACCACAGCACUGUCUCUCGUCUUAUGUGCUUGGGAAAUGCCUCUCAACUGGAGUUCUUUGGAAUGCCCCUCCAGACCUUCAGAAGGCAAGCCCUCUUGCUUCCUUCAGAUCAAUUCCUUCUGUUUGAUAAAUUUACUUUCUAAGUCAUUAUGUUAUAUUAUUGCUUAUAGUGUUGUAUACGUUAUCAUGAGUGUACUGGUUGUUUUA
Molecule: messenger RNA, 1007 nt
Organism: Homalodisca vitripennis (glassy-winged sharpshooter)
Lineage: Eukaryota; Metazoa; Arthropoda; Insecta; Hemiptera; Cicadellidae
Exons: 8
Coding region: 116-943 (275 amino acids)
Source: RefSeq, a predicted model, not a curated record